This is a messenger RNA of Antechinus flavipes (yellow-footed antechinus), 2101 nucleotides long. Its product is annotated as C-type lectin domain family 4 member K-like. Bases 99 to 722 code for a protein of 207 amino acids. NCBI's taxonomy places the organism in Eukaryota, Metazoa, Chordata, Mammalia, Dasyuromorphia, Dasyuridae. The transcript has 6 exons. The record is from RefSeq and is a predicted model, not a curated record.
CACUGCUCUCUCAAUUAGGACCCGGAACUGGAAAGGGAUCCCACUAACCAGCUGCUCUUGAGGAGAACUGGAUGCACUGAUGGAAAAGCUCUGAAAAUAUGGCCCAGGAAAAUGAAUCGCAUCAGACUGAAAAGGUCUACAGGAUCCUCAAGGCCAUCCACACUGCCCUGGCUCUCCUGGCCCUGGUCCUGGCUGCGGCUCUGACAGUGAUGGUUUUUCUGUACCUAAAUCUUCGAGGGGAAAAUGAGCAGCUUGUGAAGGUCAAAGCCUCCAAUGAAAAACUGAAAGCGGAAAACAAAAACCUCAUUCACAAGGUGCCAGAGGCUUGGAUUGUCCACAAUGGAAGUCUCUACUACUUUUCCUGUAAGGACAAGUCCUGGGAAGAGGCUGAGAGGUCCUGUGCAUCCCUUGGCUCCCACCUGACCUCAGUGACCUCAGUGGGAGAGCAGGAAUUUAUUGUUAAAAAAGCUGAUGGGAGCAACUAUUGGAUUGGAUUGAAUAAACAGUGGAACUCAGAGUGGAGAUGGACUGAUGGGACCCCUUAUAAUGGGACCAAGAGCAAAGAGUUUUGGGCACAAAAUGAGCCAAACAACAAAAUGGAUAAUGAACACUGUGUUCACUUUUCAAAGAACAGACUUCAAUCAUGGAAUGAUAACAAUUGUCUCUUACCUAUGCUGUUUAUCUGUAAAUGGGACUGCAAGUCAUCUGGGCUGUGUCCUUGAAAGUGGAAGUGAUCUCGGAGCUCUGUUGACUACCAGACUUGAAGAAUGGGUACAGAUACAAGCAUUCUUCCAUCCACCAUUCCCGCCUACUUUGUGGGUUCCGUUGUUAUUUCUCACUUAACGCUGAGGAUUCUGGGCCUGAUCAGCUGGACCAAUGGAUGCUCCUGAUCCCAGGCAGCCACAGACCCUCCUUUUCACAUCAUCACUGCUGCAGUCAUAGCCCUCCAUUCAUACCUCCAUGGGACCUUCAUACACAUGCGUGUGGCUGUCUCUCUCUAUGUCUACAUAUAGAUAUACACAUAUAUGUAUAGGUACAGAUGGACAUAUACAGACAGACAGACUUAUUUACAGCUUUUUGUUCAUUUCAGGCUUCCUUUCUCUACCUCUUGAGCUGGGAAGGAAAUUCAGAGACAUGAUCUGAUGUGAAACUCAUCAAAGGUCUUUGUUCCCUGGGUGGAUGAUUACUUCUGGAAAUUACAAGGUCCCAGCUCCAGCCACCCCUGAUAUAUUUAGGUCUCAAGGUCAACCCUCUUCCUGUCAAUCAUUUAUUGAUUAAGUUUCUAUACUCCAUCAGGCUCUGGGCUUAUCAGUAGGGAUGCAAAGAUGGAAGGAUUCAGAUCUGUUAUAUCCUAAGAGGAGAAGCAGCAAAAACAUGUCCAAAAACAUAGUACCUAAUUAUGAAAUGAAAUACAAUUAUCUACCAAGAUAAUAAAUAAUAAUAACUAUAAUAUAAUAAAUAAAAUAAAAUAAUAAUAAAUAUUACCAAGUAGAUAAAAGCCAGGUGGUUUCAGUGAGUUCCAGCAAGUUGAGGGAUCAGAAUGCUUCUGUGUAAAGAUAAUAAUUAAAUCCCUGGGAACUGAUGAGAUCUCUGAGGAUUUAAGAAGCUAGUGGAGAUAACUUUGGGAAUCUGGUCCCAGAAGAGGGAGUACGGUAAGUAAGGAACAAUCCCAGCUUUGGCUGGAGAAAUCUGGGCUUUGACUCAGUUUCCUCAAUUGACUCAGCGAUGUCAUUUUUGGAAUCAUUUGGCUUUGGAAUCAUUAAGAGCAUCUCCAGGAACCCUACUGAGUGACAGCCUUAGAUACAGAGAAGUUGUCCUUGAUUUGGGAACCUGCUCAGAGGCUGAUUUGAAAGUCGCUGGUUUUAUUGGAGGCAGUGACAUAUAGCGGAUAAUGUGCUAAAGGACCUGGGUCAUUGAUAUUUGAAAUCUGGUAACUGGGGAACUCUGAGCAAAUCCUAUCUUAGCUUGUUUGCCUAUCUGUAAAAUGGGAGUAAUCACACCUGUAGUACUAUCUGCCUCCCGCAGCAUGGUGCAAAUAUCUGUUUUGAUUCCAAUGGACGCUUCUCAGCUCUCUCCAGGGGAAUUAAAGAGCUUCAAAAGG